Molecule: messenger RNA, 2712 nt
Organism: Schistosoma margrebowiei
Lineage: Eukaryota; Metazoa; Platyhelminthes; Trematoda; Strigeidida; Schistosomatidae
Source: the annotation of a GenBank genome assembly
CCAAUCAGACUACCGGCCGUUAUAGUUUAGACGCGCUACCUAUAAGUGGUCGGAAACAAGGGGUUUGUGUGGAUAAACACAGCAGAAUCAAACUACAUCUAAGGUUCCGAAAAAAAUUCUUCGAAAAUAAUCAUGAGAUGGAAAGCUAUGCUGCAAAACAAUCUUAUCCUUCUGUCCACUUUCCUAGGAAUUGCAGUAGGGAUCAUCCUGGGUGUUGUGCUAAAUUUCUUUACUGUCCCAGAACAUGUUUUAUUGUGGAUAGGUCUACCUGGGGAACUUUUUAUCAGAUCAUUAAAUUUUGCUGUUAUCCCUCUGAUAACCACGAAUAUAAUGUCAAUGUCGUCUAAGCUGAAGCCUUCAGUGCAAGGGAAAAUGGCGUUACUUGCUCUAGGAUACUGUGUUUUGAUGAAUAUUUGUGGGGCUUUUCUUGGUCUCGGUAUUACCGCACUUAUCGACCCAGGUGGUAGAUUCACUACAAGUGUUGAAAAGUCGAAUGGAUUGUCAAAAGUCUCCAGGAAAGUCGAAAUCUCGGACGUAUUUCUAGACUUCUUCAGAAAUAUGAUUCCUGAUAACAUUGUUAGGAUGUUUUUGUUUUCGAUCGUCACAACAUACGAGCCAGUUGAAUCUCUUCCUAACUCAAAUGGUAAUUCAUCUUCAACUAUAACAUACAAACGAGUAAUUGAGCAUGCGGCACAAACAAAUAUCCUAGGAUUGUUUACCACUAGCCUUGUUAUUGGUUUAGUUGCUGGGUCUCGAAGGGAAAAAUUGCGCCCACUAAUUGCAUUAUUUGAAUGCAUUUCCGAAGUAAUGACUAUUAUUAUUGAGUUUAUUAUCAAAUUGCUCCCAAUCGCCAUGAUUAGUUUAAUCGCAUAUGCAAUUGCACGAAUGGAAAGAAUCGGAGAUAAUUUUAUCGCUUUAAUUCUGUUCGUUGCAUCGUCAAUUACAUUUCUUUCAAUCAUUGUACUUGUGAUCAUGCCAGUAUUUUUCUUCAUAGCAGUAAGGCGAAAUUUAUUUCGCUUCUAUUACUAUUUAUCUGAGCCUGUAUUGACUGCUUUCAGUUCGACCAGUUCUUUAAUUGCUCUUCCACAACUUUUUCAAGUUUGUGAUCUUUAUGGAAUUGAGUCAGAUUUAGUACGAACUGUAGCACCAUUUCUCACAAGCUUCAAUGCGAAUGGAUCUGCUGCAUUUAUUGCAUCUGCUGUUUGCUUUGUAGCCCAAUUAACUAAACAACGUUUAAAUGCUGGUCAGUUUAUUGCAAUUGGAUUUUUAUCCGGUGUCAAUGUGAUGGCACUGCCUGCAAUUCCAAGUGCAAGUAUUAUAACUGUUAUUUUAAUAACACGCGCAUUUGACAUUUCUGAAUCUACCUCCGUAUCUUUACUUUUUGUUACUGAGUUUAUUGCUGAUCGAUUACGUACCGUUGUAAAUGUUAUGAGUCAUGGUACUUGUGUUCUAUUCAUUCAUAUGAAGUUACACAAGGUGAGUUCUACGUCGAAUAUUCAAAAUCAUUUGAUUCAAACCACAGAAGUUGUCAAGGAUUCAGCAUCAUCCAACAAUGUAUUAUAGCUGCUGUUAAACAAUUCAUUGGUUAAAGGAAAAUAGUGUUCGGUUGUUGUUGUUUUUCUUGCCUGUGUUUUAUUGUUUGUUUUUUCUGUUCACCAAAGUACACCCUUGUAUUAUUUUUGUUUUACCUAUUGGUCUUUUCACUGUGAUAACUAAUUUGUUUAAUUUAUGUUGAAUAAUACCUACCCUUUCGUAUUGAUAUGAUGUAAAGAAAAGUCAAUUUUUGAUUGUGUUACUCAUUAUGAGUUUUGUUCAAAAUUACUUCCGUUUUGAUUCAAUGUAAUGAUUACCCAAUGUAGUAUUUGUUUACUUUUCUCGUAUGAUAUUUUAUUCUGUAUACUAUACGAUAUUCUUGUAUUCCAUUGACAUGAACUAUACUCAGUCUGUGAUUUGUUAUAACUCGAAGUAUUUUUUAUAUAUGUGAUUUCCUCCCUAAUUAUUAAUCAAAAUGGGCGUGCAAUCAAUAUAUAAAUGAGUGUAUUUUUUUACUAGAAUGGUCGUCGUCGUCAGUGUUUUGGGGUUAGUAAAUCAUCACUUAUACCAGUCUUGUGUUCUUACUUUCGUGUUGUGGGAAUUGCAGAAGUCCAUCAUUCCGAGUAUAAGUGAUAAGUGUUUCCGACAUAACAAUCAACGACGACCAGAUACAAAAAUUAGCAUUAAAAGAGCCAAGACUAUAAGCAUUUAAACGACAAAUUAUAACAGUUAUGUUUACCAAAGAUGUAUUUUUAUUUCAAGUCUGUGAUAUUUUCAUCAAAAAGGACAAUUUUUCUAGAUCAUAUUAUACGAUGAAUAAAUUCGAAUAAAACUUGAUGAAACUUCGACUAGUUUUUACAGGGUACGAACUAACCAGUGACUUCAUUACAUAAACUUCUAGCCAGGUUUACUUUUCAUUUUAUUUACAGACUGUCAUAAAGUGUGUUAAAAGUCUACUUUUUUUGUUCUGCAUAUUUUUUGUCAUAUAUUUUCUUUAAUUUUCAAGAAUAAACAUACUUAGUUCAUUAUUCUAUUAUUUUUGUUUGAUAAAUACAUGUAUUUAUCGUUUUCAUAUGAUCAAAUGAUUUUUGUUGAAUGUAGAACAAAUCAUUAGAAUUCUUAACUUCAAUGUAACAUUAGUCUUAUUCAAUAAAAUAUAAACAUUUGUAAGCAGAGUAU